Pongo pygmaeus (Bornean orangutan) is the source of this 3293-nucleotide messenger RNA. RefSeq names its product DnaJ heat shock protein family (Hsp40) member C21 (gene DNAJC21). Bases 30 to 1763 code for a protein of 577 amino acids. The transcript is spliced from 13 exons. Gene Ontology annotation, molecular function: zinc ion binding; nucleic acid binding. Gene Ontology annotation, cellular component: cytoplasm. The record is from RefSeq and is a predicted model, not a curated record. NCBI's taxonomy places the organism in Eukaryota, Metazoa, Chordata, Mammalia, Primates, Hominidae.
CCAGCGCCGGCCGCCUCCCCGGUCGGGCGAUGAAGUGUCACUAUGAGGCGCUGGGGGUGCGGCGCGACGCCAGCGAGGAGGAGCUCAAGAAGGCCUAUCGGAAGCUGGCCCUGAAAUGGCACCCGGAUAAAAAUCUGGAUAAUGCCGCAGAAGCAGCUGAACAAUUUAAAUUAAUCCAAGCAGCAUAUGAUGUGUUGAGUGACCCUCAGGAAAGAGCAUGGUAUGAUAAUCAUAGAGAGGCCCUACUUAAAGGUGGGCUUGAUGGCGAAUAUCAAGAUGACAGCUUAGAUUUGCUACACUAUUUCACCGUUACCUGUUAUUCUGGUUAUGGAGAUGAUGAAAAGGGAUUUUACACGGUGUAUCGUAAUGUUUUUGAAAUGAUUGCCAAGGAAGAACUAGAAUCUGUGUUAGAGGAAGAGGUUGAUGAUUUCCCAACUUUUGGAGACUCCCAGAGUGACUAUGAUACGGUAGUCCAUCCUUUCUACGCUUAUUGGCAGAGUUUCUGCACUCAAAAGAAUUUUGCAUGGAAGGAAGAAUAUGAUACACGACAAGCUUCAAACCGCUGGGAAAAACGAGCCAUGGAAAAAGAAAACAAAAAGAUUCGGGACAAAGCAAGGAAAGAGAAGAAUGAGCUUGUCCGUCAGCUGGUAGCUUUCAUUCGUAAAAGAGAUAAAAGAGUGCAGGCACAUCGAAAACUUGUGGAAGAACAGAAUGCAGAGAAAGCGAGGAAAGCCGAAGAGAUGAGGCGGCAGCAGAAGCUAAAGCAGGCCAAACUGGCGGAGCAGUACAGAGAACAGAGCUGGAUGACUAUGGCCAAUUUGGAGAAAGAGCUCCAGGAGAUGGAGGCACGGUACGAGAAGGAGUUUGGAGAUGGAUCAGAUGAAAACGAAAUGGAAGAACAUGAACUCAAAGAUGGGGAGGAUGGUAAAGACAGUGAUGAGGCCGAGGACACUGAGCUCUAUGAUGACCUCUACUGCCCAGCAUGUGACAAAUCGUUCAAGACAGAAAAGGCCAUGAAGAAUCAUGAGAAGUCAAAGAAGCAUCGGGAAAUGGUGGCCUUGCUAAAACAACAGCUGGAGGAGGAGGAAGAAAAUUUUUCAAGACCUCAAAUUGAUGAAAAUUCAUUAGAUGACAAUUCUGAGGAAGAAAUGGAAGAUGCACCAAAACAAAAGCUUUCUAAAAAACAGAAGAAAAAGAAACAGAAACCAGCACAGGAUGUACCUGGCAAAGAUUCGUAUCUGCCUGCAACUCACUUUCAGAUGGCUUGGGGAAAAAAGUGUGUGUUGGGAGAGAGAAGAGAUGGAGAGAGCGAGCACAAAUGUGCCAAAAUGUUGCUUGAAAACAGACAGAAUUAUGAUGACAAUUUCAAUGUAAAUGGAACUGGAGAAGGAGUAAAGGUUGAUCCAGAAGAUACUAACUUAAAUCAAGACAGUGCCAAAGAAUCGGAAGAUACUCCCCAGGAAAAUGUCAGUGUCACAGAGACCAUUAAACCAUGUGAUGAUCCAAAAAGUGAAGCUAAAAGUGUUCCUAAACCCAAAGGAAAGAAAACCAAAGAUAUGAAAAAACCUCUCAAAGUACCUGCUGAACCACAAACAAUGAGUGGUGUUCUUAUCAGCUGUACAACCUGCCAUAGUGAAUUUCCAUCUCGGAAUAAACUUUUUGACCAUCUAAAGGCCACAGGUCAUGCAAGAGCACCUUCAUCAUCAUCUUUAAACAGUGCAACAAGUAGUCGAAGCAAGAAAGAGAAACGUAAAAACAGAUAGAGAUUCUGCCUGUGCUUUUGUUUGACUGUCUCUAGAUUUUGAAACCAAAAAACUGAACUGAAAUCAUCUAAAGAGUUAAAAUUUCAGUGAUCUGCAAUUAAUUACAUUGUGGAAGAUUAUUUUUUAUCUUGUAAAAACAUUUUUUUGGUUUAAUAUAUAUUUUUAAAACAUUUCAUUAGUGAUUGAAUUCUACUUUUGCCAUCUGAAUUGACUUGAAUGUCUUAAAACAGGUAAAUACUGUAAAGUGUGUAUUCUUGAUGUUUAUUGGCUCAUGUGGACAGAAAUGUACAGGGAGAAUUACAUUAUUUUAACACAUAGAAGUGCUCCUUUCUGCUUUAUUUUCUGAAUUUCACAUUACUUUUACUUAAUGCUUUUGUAUUUUGUUAAUACUUCAUAAUAUGUGAAAAACUCGGAUCUUUUAAAAAGCAUCAUAGAUCAUUUUUCCACAUGACACUGGCUCCGACUUUAAAAAUUAUUUUUAAAUGACUGAUUAUUGAUUACUGUAUUUUUUUUCUCAAGAACAGUGAUAGGUAGAAACUAAUUGAACAUUUGUGGUUGUCUUUCAAGAAUAGUAUCUCUUCAAGGUUUUACUUGAUUUAAUUUGAUAUUUUACUGGUUUACCAGUAAGGUGUAUUGUUCAGUUUUUUGCUCCGAUUUGAAUUGUGGAGGUGGAAGCAAAUUAGUUUACAUGGCAUGUCCUCCCUAGGCACAGUGACAGCUGUAAAGUAUGACGGAACAAGGUAGCAGAUGGUACAGAAUUUAUAUUAUUUAACAAGAGAUGUGUUCUUCAUUGAGUUUUUUUCUUCACUAUUUUCAGAAGUUUUUGUUCUCUUUUUUUUUCCAUCACUCAAUGGAGAAAAACUUUGUUAAUGAAAGAUUUUGUGAUAGAGCUGAUGCUUUUACUGUCUAUUCUAUAGCAAUGAUGAAUAUUAACAAAAGAAAUAUGGAGAACUGUUAUAACUGAGUGUUAGAACAGUCGUGUACAUUGAUCAGUGUUGAGUCCAUUUUUAGGAUGGAUUAGUCAAUUCUUUUAAUUGGUCUUGAAAGUAAUUUUAAACUCACUGGCUUGAAAUGUAUACUUUCUGUACAAUGAAGUUAUUGCUUUCCAUAUAUCCUUGAAUCUUCAGAUUAACAAAAUGAACGAAUUUUCGGUUAUAGAUCAGCUCUAAAACACUAAAGUCCUUAAUGGCAAGGUCUUUUCUGAUAGCUUCAUGGAUAGUAUUGAUGAUCAGGUUUCUUCUGUGUUAUUGACUUAAAAAUAAGCAUUUGAACCUUAAUUUAAAUUUUUUUCUUUUCCAUUUAGAGAUAUAUUUUUUCUUUACCUUCAUACCUUUCUAUUUCUUGCUGAUUUCUAUCACUAAUUCCUUAUAAUUGUCCCUGCUCCCCUUCUUGAUCUCUUCAGGGGAAAUACUAGCCAGUUUUGUAUCUUCUGAUCUCUUACCCUGAGACUUCAUCUGAAUGUGCUCUGCCGCCUUCUUAUCUGAACUAGAUGAAUUGGCCAUAAUUAUGAAUAUGAAUAUUAAUGAACCA